Nerophis ophidion (straightnose pipefish) is the source of this 3745-nucleotide messenger RNA. RefSeq names its product B-cell receptor CD22-like. The record is from RefSeq and is a predicted model, not a curated record. Bases 54 to 809 code for a protein of 251 amino acids. The transcript has 4 exons. NCBI's taxonomy places the organism in Eukaryota, Metazoa, Chordata, Actinopteri, Syngnathiformes, Syngnathidae.
UGCAGGUGCAGGUGAUAUCAGUCAGAGUUGAAGAUUCUCACCUUGUUGCACAAAUGUUGUGUCACACAAGCUGCCUUCUAGAAGCUCCUUUGUCUUUUGAGUGGCAGAAGAAUGGAUUGUAUAUAAAGUCUGGAUCCAAACUAGAAGUCACCUUGUCACCUGGAGACUACAUCACCUGUGCUGCACGACAACAACAACAUCAACAUAUCAGCAUCUCUCCUCCCCUGUAUGUUCUGAAAAGACCCUCAGUGUCUCUGAGUCAUGCUGGUGACAUAUUGGAGGGUCGUCCCCUGACACUGACCUGCGACAUCGACAACUUUGACAACUCCUCAGCAACAGUUGAUUACUGCUGGUCCAAGAAGAAGAAUGUGUUUUCAGAUGAUGAAGUCCUCAGUAAAGGUCGACAACUGGUCUUCAAGUCCUUCAAGUCUUCAGACUCAGCAGAGUAUUGGUGUACUGUGGAGAACCAGCUGGGGAAGAAGACAUCAGAACCCGUUCGCAUUGACGUCCAACGAAUGUCCUGGAGAACGAUAAACAUCAUCAGGCUGUUCUGUUCUGCUGUUGUGGUCGUGGGCAUCUUGAUCAUACUGACUCUGGAAUUCAGGACGACAACGUCUCCCUCAUCCACCGCAAAUCCAAAUGAGCUCGUCCAGCCUGCAGAGGUGACAUCUUGUUGGUUCUGGUGUCAUGAAUCCAGUCUCACUGUCAUCAUGUGUCCUCUUGUCAGCAGCUGGAUGAUGGCGACUAUGACGAUAUUGAUGCAGAAGACGCGCUGUGACGCCCAUCGUGACAAAGUUGUUUUAAAAUAGUCCUAUUUUCACUUCCCGUGUUGGAAUGUCUAACACUGAGAGAAAAGAAUACAAAUACUUUACUUAUGCACAGACAAAGGAACAGAGGAUAACCCUCCGAACCGCCGAGCAUGGCGUUAUAAUCGAUAAUAUAAUUGACAUUUGUGGUCUUACAGAAAUACAUGAACCCACACAUCGGCAAUACAAUUGAUGUGGUUCUGGUUCGGGGUGUUGCCACUUUUGAAGUACUUCUGUGCAUCAAAGUCAACCCUUACCUCAUAAAAUUUGAAGUUCUGACUAGUUGUCAAUAUUCUGAUAAUAACCAAUGCUUUAGCAAUCGUAGAAUUAGUGUUGCUAAAACCACAACUCACUCUGGUACUCAAUAAUGGCAGCGUUCCACAAUAAUGUGGACUCUUAUCGAUAGACUUACCAACGAUUUUAAUGUUGACUUUAAUGCCAUUGAUAACUUAGCACCGCUAAAACUGAAAAAGGCCCCUAAAAGGCACACCCCCUGGUUCACAGAAGAAACCAGAGCUCUUAAACUAUCAUGCAAAAAGCUAAAUUGCAAAUAACGUGCGACUAAACUCGAGGUUUUCCAUCAAGCAUGGAGUGAUGAAUUAACAACUUAUUAACACACGCAUACCUUAACUAAAACUAAAUAUUACUCCAAUUUGACCUGCCUAAAAAGAAAAGGUCCUAAAUAUUUGUUUAACACAGUAACAUCGCUAACUCAACAAAUGUUUAUUUUUUCCCAGUAGCUCCACCCACUCGGCUGAUGACUUUAUGAAUUUAAUGUACCAAUAAAAUUGAGUUCAUUUGGAAGUAGAUUAAGGACAAAAUGUCCCAGCUCCGACUAGGUUCUAUAAACGCAGAUACAAAUGUAUGCAACAGGGCAAAUGCUUUCCAAAAUAAUAUCUCAUCUUUUUGAAGAAGUAACGUCAGAAGAACUCUUGCGACUCGUUAAUAGGACAAAACAAACACCAUGUCGACUCGACCCACUUCCUGGGAAACACAUCAAGGAGAUGUUUGUAAAAUAAGGACCAUCAGUACUAAAUAUUAUUAACUUGGCAUUCUCCUCUGGUACUUUUCCCUUAGCAUUCAAAACAGAAGUUAUUCAUCCUUUGCUUAAAAGACUUAACCUCGAUUCUGACCUCCUGUUAAACUACCGGCCAGUGUCGCACCUCUCCUUUAUCUCUAAAAUCUUCCAAAAAAUUGUUGCAAAAACCGCUAAAUGAAUAAUUAUCGUUUAACAACCUUUGUGAACCAUUUCAGUCUGGGUGGACUACUCUUCAAUGCAUCAGUUUGUGAUGUCCCGGCAAUGUCGAUUAGUCUACAUGCCAGGUGUUGUCUUCCCAAUGACCCGGGCUCUUACAUUAUCAUAAAUGUCACAAUUAAAUGAGUGUACUCACACGGCAUCCAUUGCAGCCGGUCACCCAGGAGGGCGGCCCCCCCACAUCUGCGGUCCCUUCCCAAAGUUUCUUCUUUUUGUCAUCCCAGGCUUUUGGAGUUUUUCAGGGUUUUGGGAGUAUGGGUUCAGAUCUGGGGAUAUCAUAGUGGUUUUUGAAGCCUUUUGAGAGACUUAAGGGCAAUGACAGUAAUAAUUCAUUGGACAAACAGAGUCAAAAAACAAUGUCAUUGAAAUGAUCCAUUUUACAUUUAUUGUAAUUGGACAGAAAGUGGAUCAGGUUUCUUGACACUUAGAUGUAAAAGAGAAAUUGUUCAUUCCAAACUGCGGACUUCCUUGCUCUCCGCUAGCCGGGAACUUAGCUGCGGGAGUGGUGGGUGAGGUACAACAUUCAACCUAUCAAGAUUAAACUCAGAACCCGCAGUUCAAAUGUAAAAAAAAAAAAAAUAUCUGACUAGAAAGUAUUGUUUUGGUUAAUAUAGGUUAAAAUUAGAGUUGGUCAAUAUGGUGAAAAAAAACAUAUUAAGAUACGAUGUAUGUAUAUAAAUGAAAUCAUGUUUAAAUGUUAGAAUUGUUAGUAAGUUGACUGGGACACCGGCUGUUGGUGGUCCAGUCUGAAGCUAGCAGAGGUCCAGACCGAACUUCAGCUAGCUUCAGACAGGACCUCCUGCUGGCUUCAGACUGAACAACCUACAGCCGACGUCCCGGAUGACUUCCGCCUUGGCCUACUAUCUUCAGAUUUUGGUGCUUUGUUUCCUGUUAAUUAUUGUUCAAAUUUGUCACUUUUGGGGUUUAAAUAAAUGUUUGUAUACAGUUAAAUGUUAGAAAAAGUGUGUAAAUUGUGUGUGAAUUAUCAAAAAACUUUCAGAUCUCUUUUAUUUAAUUGAGUAGUUGAGAGCUGUCCUUCUUCAACCAAGCAAGGUCUUGGGGAAUUCCGCUGUGUACAUUGGAAUGCGACGAGAGGGGUUUUCUUUUGUCCUCAAAGACCUGCCGAAGCCGAGACCAGGAGGAGCUCGGGCCCGAGGCAUCGUCUUUCUUUUGUCUUCAAUGUGACCGACAACAGUGACUGUGUGUAUGCUCCCCAUUCCUGUUUUGACAUGUGUUGUUGCGUAAACAUUGAAUAUCUAAAUAAAAGAGGAGACGAAAACCUUUUCGUCAGAACUUGGUGCAGGAACUGUGAAAGGUGUACAGAGGCCAUGUCUCUCCUCAGAUCUGAGUCCAAAUUUAACUCUGUCUCUGUUUGAUUCUUUGCCUUUUUGUCUUGUUUAAUAGAUGUCAACAGUGUUUGAACCUGACAGUUUACAACUGCGUGCCUUGCCAUCCUCGGUUGGAAAGUCCGGUUUACAAAGGUUACAUUACCUUCACCUGAGGCGGGUGUGACAGCAUUCUCCACUUUCUUUCCUUGAAGAAGAAGAAAAAGAAACAAUUACUUAUUGUUUUAUUGAAGUUUUUUAUUCUGGUUAUGAUUAGAUGUCCAUCACAAUAUACUGUAUACAUGUGUUGUUUAAAUUGUUAUAAAUAUAUGAUCAGUAUCGUCUUUAACAGGAAAUAC